AUGAGACCAUCUACUCCAAUAAAUGUACCAUUAAAAGCUGGUUCAUUAAAAUCAUUAAAUACAAAAAAUCAAAAAACAAAAAAUUUUGGUAUUCAAGUUUUAUCAAAAAUAAAAGAUAAAAAUGCUUUUAUAACUAAAAUUAAAACAAAUUGUCCAAUAUAUAUUCAACCAAUUCAUUCUAGUAUUUACAAAGCAAAUCAUCCUUCAAAUAUUUCUACAAAAUCUACUUAUGAAAAAAAUGUUUUGAAAAUUCCUUCAUCAAAAUCUAGAAAUUAUUAUUUAAGUAAUAAAAGCUCACAUAAUUUUUAG
Molecule: messenger RNA, 309 nt
Organism: Strongyloides ratti
Lineage: Eukaryota; Metazoa; Nematoda; Chromadorea; Rhabditida; Strongyloididae
Exons: 1
Coding region: 1-309 (102 amino acids)
Source: RefSeq, a predicted model, not a curated record